This is a messenger RNA of Cooperia oncophora, 1158 nucleotides long. The record is from the annotation of a GenBank genome assembly. Lineage: Eukaryota; Metazoa; Nematoda; Chromadorea; Rhabditida; Trichostrongylidae.
AUGAGUCCAGCAACUAUGAUACAACCACCUCUAGCUGCGCUAUCCGUGACACCUCCAACCGUCGCGACUGUUACACCAACAAUCGUGAAUCCUACGUUGGCGCCCCCUUCUUUGGCCGUACCACCACCACCCGUAGCCGUUGCUAAGCCGCAGUUGUACAACCCCCCUCCAGUGAUUCCAGCAGCAACGCCAAUGGCGUACGGCUACGGUGUUCCCCCACCACCUAUGAAUGGUUAUCCUGUAGCUCCACCUGGUGCUCCAGCUGUGAGUGUGCCACCUGUCCCUCCUCCUACGCUCCAUCGAGGAUUUGCUGGAUUCGCUCAGCCAGCUGCUCCUGUACCACCGGCGAGUGUCCCACCACCGACAACCAUUGGUGUUCCUGUUCCUGGUGUCCCUCCGAUAACUCAAAUGAUGCCGCCGCCGCCUCCUCCUGCAGCUCCAAGCUCGGCGCCCAAAGGAGAGCGUUCAUUUGAGGAGAAGAUGGAGCGCAUCUUAGAACGCACGAAAGCAAAACAAGAAGCGAAGCUUUCCCUUCCGGUGACCUUUGGCGCCAUUGAUCCUCUGUAUGCACCCAAAGACCCACUUGAAAGCAAUGAAGAGUCGGGCGAUACGCUCGCCAUCACUGGAAAAUCCAACCAAGAUGUUCAAAGUAUGGCAUUGGCACUCAUAGGAGACAGUGCAUUGGCCUUGAAAGGAAAUAAGGCAGCUGGACAAGGUGACUCGGCUGAACCUCAAAAGAAGAAGAAGAGGGUGGUGGAGGCAAAGAAGAUCCAACCCAAGCUUAACACGGCGCAAGCGUUGGCCGCUGCAGCCAAAGCUGGCGAACUCUCUGAUGCUGUAAUUAAUGAACAGAUGAAUAGUGAAGAUGCAACGUUAGCCUCGCAAGAAGGAUUAGCUAUUCGGGGGAAUGACGCUCGGCACCUUCUCAUGGCGAAACUCAUGCGAACAAAUCGGUCUACUGUGCUGGUCUUGCGUAAUAUGGUUGUAAUAGCAAAUGAUCAAAGUGCCGGAAUAGUGAAGAUCUUUGUCCGUUUCGCAGAUCCCAAACAGGUUGAUGCCGCCCGAGCAGCUCUUGAUAAACGUUUCUUCGGCGGAAAUACAGUUUCAGCAGAAAUUUACGACCAGGCUAUGUUCGAUCAUAACGAUCUCAGUGGAUGA